Messenger RNA from Rotaria sp. Silwood2, 660 nucleotides. Lineage: Eukaryota; Metazoa; Rotifera; Eurotatoria; Philodinida; Philodinidae. The record is from the annotation of a GenBank genome assembly.
AUGUUUAGAAGCAAAUGCGCAAGAGAUUGGUUUCAUGAUAAUAAACAUUUAAUGUUAACAUGGACAAUCUUUACACAAAAAUUAAUAAAAAGAUUUGAUUCUUCAUGUAAAGUUGAUAUUUCAUUUAAUCGUUUACGUCAUUAUGAACAAGAUAUUAUUCAAGAUGUGAGACAAUAUUAUUUUGAAAUUAUGAAAUUAUGUAAAGAAUCUAAUCCUUUUAUGAAUGAUGCUAGCAAAUUGCAAUAUUUGAAAGAUGUUUUAAAACCUUCUUUAUGUUUUGAUGUAUUAUUAAAAAAUCCACAAAAUACGGAAGAAUUUUUAGAAUAUGCUCAAAAGAUUGAAGAACUUAAGUCAUUAAAUGAAAAACAAGAUGUUUCAAUCUAUUCUACAGAAGAAGCAUUUACAAAUUCACCAACAAUUAAUUCAAGAAAUGUAAACAACAAGUCACAACAAAUUGAUCAACCGUUUCUACCCCGAAAAUCAAAUGAUAAUAAUGUACAUUAUAAAACUAAUUAUAGCAACAACAUUGCCAAUCAAAUUCUUACUGAUGCAUCAACAACUCAAGCUCAAUAUCAUAAUGAUAUACCUAAAUCACCAUAUCGAUGUUAUAAAUGUGGUGCUGAUGAUCAUUUGAUUCGUCAUUGUCCUUAUUUUCAAUAG